Messenger RNA from Spathaspora passalidarum NRRL Y-27907, 837 nucleotides. RefSeq names its product H(+)-transporting V1 sector ATPase subunit D (gene VMA8). Gene Ontology annotation, biological process: vacuolar acidification. The coding region runs from base 1 to 837 and encodes 278 amino acids. The record is from RefSeq and is a predicted model, not a curated record. Gene Ontology annotation, cellular component: fungal-type vacuole membrane; vacuolar proton-transporting V-type ATPase complex. Lineage: Eukaryota; Fungi; Ascomycota; Pichiomycetes; Serinales; Debaryomycetaceae. Gene Ontology annotation, molecular function: proton-transporting ATPase activity, rotational mechanism. The transcript has a single exon.
AUGUCCGGUGCAGGUAAUCGUGAACAAGUUUUCCCUACUCGUAUGACCUUAGGGUUAAUGAAGGGUAAACUUAAGGGAGCCCAACAAGGACAUUCCCUUUUGAAAAGAAAAUCGGAAGCAUUAACGAAAAGAUUCAGAGACAUUACCCAAAGAAUUGAUGAGGCUAAGAGAAAGAUGGGCCGUGUUAUGCAAACUGCUGCAUUCUCCUUAGCAGAAGUUUCUUAUGCUACUGGUGAAAAUAUUUCUUAUCAAGUCCAAGAAUCCGUUCAACGUGCAAGAUUUCAAGUCAAGGCAAAGCAAGAAAAUGUUUCCGGUGUUUACUUACCAACCUUUGAAAGUUAUAUAAAUGAAGAUAUUAAUGAUUUCAAAUUGACUGGGUUAGGUAGAGGUGGUCAACAAGUUCAAAGAGCUAAGUUGGUUUACACCAAGGCUGUGGAAACAUUAGUUGAAUUGGCUUCAUUGCAAACUGCUUUUAUCAUUUUGGAUGAGGUUAUCAAGGUUACUAAUAGAAGAGUUAAUGCCAUUGAACAUGUUAUUAUUCCAAGAACUGAAAACACUAUUUCUUAUAUUAAUUCCGAAUUGGAUGAAUUGGAUAGAGAAGAAUUUUAUAGAUUGAAAAAGGUUCAAGAAAAGAAACAAGAAGCUGCCGCCGCUGCUGAAGCCGAAGAAAAAGCAGCUCAAGAAGCAGCAAUUGCAGCUGGCGCUGAACUUUCUAAGAUUACAAGAGUCACUUCUAAUGAAGAAAUAACUAAUGAUGCUCAAGAAGUUGAAAAAUUAGCCUUGGCUAAUGGAGAUGACGAUUUAUUAAAGGAGAAUGAAGACGAUGUUAUUUUCUAG